Molecule: messenger RNA, 908 nt
Organism: Octodon degus (degu)
Lineage: Eukaryota; Metazoa; Chordata; Mammalia; Rodentia; Octodontidae
Product: kallikrein-4-like
Exons: 4
Biological process (GO): proteolysis; extracellular matrix disassembly; amelogenesis
Molecular function (GO): serine-type endopeptidase activity
Source: RefSeq, a predicted model, not a curated record
AUGAAACCUAAAUCCAAGAGGGGAGUCCUGCUUGAGACUCAGAGGCAGACCCUUGGCAGUGCCCAUUUUUGGUUCUCCUUAUAUAACCUGCACCUUAGUAAAUGGGAGGUACAAUACACCUACAGGAUUCUCUCCGGUUGUAACCGGCUCCCACACAACUAUCAGAUCCACUGUGUGCUGAUUCUGCCCCCAGGAAAUGUGAUUUCCUCAAAAGAAACCAGCAGUGAGUUCUCAGAUGACCUUGGCCCCAUUGGAAAAUUCAUCACUGGAGACUCUUCAUGCUAUCCAGACUGGCAACCCUGGCAAGCGGCUCUGUUCUUCAACAACAUUCUGGUGUGCUCUGGAGUUCUGGUGCACCCCCAGUGGGUGCUAACUGCUGCGCAGUGUUGGCAACCAUCCUACACCAUUGGACUGGGUCUGCACAGACUUUCCCAACCUAAUGAACCAGGGGUACAGAUGAUUGAGGCCAGAUACUCUGUGCAACACCCAGAAUACAUUGGCCCUUGGGGUGGCAAUGACCUCAUGCUCAUCAAGUUGAGUAAACCCGCUGUGCUAUCAAGUACCGUCUCGACCAUCAAUGUUGCCUCCACUAAUCCGAAGUCUGGAACCAGGUGCUUGGUGUCAGGCUGGAGUCUGCUAUUGAGUGGCCUACACCCUGACAAUCAGCAGUGUGUGGAUGUUCAAGUGCGAUCUCUAAACACCUGCAGACCAGUGAAUGCCUACCAUUACCACAAUAUGUUCUGUGCUUCUGGUCUCAACAACAAGUACUUUGACAAGGUAGACUCUGGAGGUCCUGUGGUCUGCCGUGGCUUUCUUCAGGGCCUUUUGUCCUGGAGAGUCAUUCCUGAGAAGAAAAAUAAAGAUACAGCCCUCUAUACCAAUCUCGCCAUAUUCAGGAAGUGGAUAAG